Molecule: messenger RNA, 1158 nt
Organism: Adineta ricciae
Lineage: Eukaryota; Metazoa; Rotifera; Eurotatoria; Adinetida; Adinetidae
Source: the annotation of a GenBank genome assembly
AUGACGUCAUUCAUCGACAGCUUGGCAGCAAGCGAGAAAACAGCCGUAGUUAUCGAUAUUGGCCAUGCAUAUACCAAAUGCGGUUUUGCUGGAAAUUCUUCCCCGCGCCAUAUCGUUCCAACGACAGUUUCGAUUCGCGGAGAGACAAAACGUGUUUUUGAAGACAACUUAGACCUAGCUAGCUUACGUGAACGUCUCACGGAAUUCAUUCGGCUAGUCUACUACAAAUACAACAUCGCCAACUGUCGUGAGCGGCGUGUAGUAAUUGUCGAAUCAGUAAUUACACCUACACGUAUCCGGCAUUUACUUGCAGAUAUAUUAUUGAAGCAGUUCGAAGCAUCAUCUCUUGCGUUUGUUUCAUUACAUCUGGGUGCAACGUAUACUCUGGGUCGAAGUACUGCUUUGGUACUUGAUGUCGGUUAUAUAGAGGCACAAAUUAUGCCGGUAGCUGAAGGCGUACCAUUGGCAGUUCAGUUCGAUAGUUUAUCAUGUGCAGGUCAAGCAAUUCAUAAACAAAUCGAAUCACUUCUUACUCAACAUGCUUCCGUGACCCAUCAAGGACGUAAAAAAUCAUUUGCUGAGGCUAAUAUUCAACUUUCGGAGGAUACUCUUGAAGAUAUCAAAGUUCGUUGCUGUUUUGUGUCGCCAUUCACUCGCGCACAGAGUUAUUCUAAACUAAGCUCGGAUACGACAUUCAAAGAAGCUGCAUCAACUGAGUAUACAUUAGGCCCAGAAACAAUCAUUCAUAUUCCAGGCGUCGUCAGAGAAUUCGCUUGUGAAGUGCUUUUCGAACAAGAUAUCGAUGGUAAAUCCGUUGCAACCUUAAUUCUCGAUGCUCUAAUCCAGGCUUCUCUCGAUCUUCGUCGACAAUUUGCUGAUAACAUCCUUGUCAUCGGCGGUACAGCUAUGCUGCCUGGAUUUCUACAUCGACUCAACGCUGAACUAAAACAUUUAGUCAAUAUUUCAACAUAUGUAAAUAAAUUGGCCAUUCGAGAAUUCCAUUUUCAUUCUCCACCAGCACAACUGAACUAUGCAGCAUGGUUAGGAGGUUCAAUGAUCGGUGCUUUGGAUACACUCGAAUCGCAAUCUAUUCUUCGCGAAAAAUAUUUAGAGAAUGGCAUCGUGCCUGAUUGGUUUACUGGCGAACAAGCAGCAUAA